Penicillium lagena is the source of this 516-nucleotide messenger RNA. Its product is annotated as GNAT family N-acetyltransferase. Gene Ontology annotation, molecular function: N-acetyltransferase activity. NCBI's taxonomy places the organism in Eukaryota, Fungi, Ascomycota, Eurotiomycetes, Eurotiales, Aspergillaceae. The transcript has a single exon. The coding region runs from base 1 to 516 and encodes 171 amino acids. The record is from RefSeq and is a predicted model, not a curated record.
AUGGGAAGUGCCGAGAAUACAACCAGUGGCCCAUUUACUAUUAGAACCAAUCGCCCAGGCGACAUAGGGAUGAUAACCCAUCGACAUGGUGUUCUAUACAACGAAGAAUUCGGAUGGGGAGAGCGCUUUGAAGCCCUCGUGGCCAGAAUUUCCGCCGAUUUCAUCGACCAAUUUGACCCUAAGCUAGACCGUUGCUGGAUUGCCGAACGAGACGGCAAAUUUCUCGGAUGCAUUAUGCUCGUCAAAGACCGAACUUCAGAGCAAAUUGUGGCAAAGCUUCGCCUGUUGCUGGUAGAACCAUGUGCCCGCGGACUUGGUGUAGGCCGGUCGCUCGUGCGUCAAUGCACGGAAUUCGCACGGGAUGCCGAAUAUUCCCGCAUUGUGCUGUGGACCCAAAGCAUGCUGACCUCCGCUCGUCGAUUGUAUGCGAAUGAAGGAUAUAAGCGUGUUGCUUCGAAGGAACAUGAGUCAUUCGGGGUGAAAUUGGUUGGGGAACUUUGGGAGUUGGAAUUGUAA